GAUGACAUGAUUCAUUAAAUGUAUCACUGUUUUCAAGAGCGAUGUUAACAUAUCGAUUAUUAGUAUUCGCCAGUCGCCACGCGCGACGCAACAGUUGGAAGAAAUCAACAGGCGGGAGUGUGCGACCCUACUCCUUUCACCCGCGAAAUUUUAAAUUCGUACUGUGUUUGUUUUUUUUUUACCGCGAUGAACUUUCAGAGCAAAGCCAAUAAAUAUGUGUGCCCAAAUGAUCGGCAGCUUUCUUUACGGUCAAAGUUACGAACUGGUUGGUGUGCUGCUAGAAGUGAACCACCUUUGACGCAAAAUGAGCGGGAAGCCAUUGCAGCCGUGGUGAAGAGAGCUGAGAAGGUGGACGAGGUAGAGGCGCGACGCGUUGGUCGACUAGUUGCAAGACUCGAAGGGAUGCGUCGUUCAGCGCAAGGUCCUGCACCCCGCAGCUGUCUGCUUUGUGGAGAGACGUCGAAGUUGUUGGCUCCUUUACGCACCUGCUCCAUGUGCCAAAACUCUGCCUGUCCCAAAUGCGUUAUUGACACACCCUCUCACAGAUCACCAAUUUAUUCUAGAAGAGAACAGUACAUGUGCAACCUUUGUGCGGAAACCCGGGAGAUGUGGAAAAAGUCAGGCGCGUGGUUCUUCAAAUCCUUACCGAAAUAUAUCUUGCCCGACAGGAGACCCACGGGACGAUACAACGAUUCGGAGCUAGCCAAAUCACUUCAGGAAGCAGGCAACAGUAGCAACGAGGGGAAAACAGACUCUGAACCCGGUUCUCCUCACAGCAUACACCAGCCAUCAUUCUCCCGGCAACCCAGCAACACCGACAGCAGAAAAUCCAUAAGCUCAGCAAAGGACCACGAAUGGAGCGAAACCGAUAUCUUAUCCCACGGAGUAAGCGGACUAAGUCUACAUAGAACAGAUAGCCUUAACCAGCGUCCUUUAGGCCUUAAACGCACUAGCAGCAAAGGCAGUGCCUACAGUCUUAGAAGUAUAAGAAAAGAGAUGCCAAAACCUACUCAAUUAGAGAGACCACCCACCAUCCCUGACUCGGGAUUCGGGACUUUGGAAUUAAAAUUGGCCUAUGAUAAUGGGACUUCGUCAUUGGCUGUCACAGUGAUGCGGGCAAGAGGGUUAAUAGGCAUGGAUAUGACCGGACUUUCAGAUCCGUUCUGUAGGUUAGAAAUAUUACCACGAGAAGGCACUUAUUCAAACAGACUACGGACGAAGACGGUACACAAAACGAAAAAUCCGGAAUUCAACGAGACUGUUCACUUUUUUGGCAUCACCGAGUCUGACUUAUCCACAAAAUCUUUGGAGAUUGUUCUAUUUGAUGACGAUAAGUACGGUUGCGAUGAAAUGGGCUCAGCUACAGUUGCUCUCAGGGAAUGCCUGAAGUCCCCCGCUCAGUUACGAUUAGCACUCUCAGGGGCAUCGGGUGCCGAGCCUAUAGGGCCGAGGCUUCUGUUAGCGUUGUGCUAUAGCACCAAGAGAAGAGCAUUAGUGGUAACGAUCUGCAGAGGCGCGGAGUUGCCGUCCCAGGACAGUAAUGGAUAUUCUGAUCCUUUCGUUAAAUUAUACCUAGAUCCCGAUCCGUACCACAAGAAACACAAGACGUCAAUCAAAUGGCGCAACUUGAAUCCAGUUUGGAAUGAAGAGUUCCUCUUCGAGACUCGACCGACUGAGCUUUCCCGACAGAACUUGACUGUGACCGUCUGGGACAAGGAUUAUGGGAAGCCUAACGAUUUCCUCGGCAGCUUAGUACUAGGAGCGAGCAGUAAAGGGAGGAGACUAAAACACUGGAUGGAUUGCAUUAAGUUCCCUGAUCAUAAACAUGAGCAGUGGCACUCUUUAACUGAUACACAACAUUUGUAAAUUAAAAACUUAACUUAGCUCUUUCCACGAAAGUUGAAAAUUUAGUUUCCAACAAAGUUAAGAUACAAAACGUCAUUCCCAGGACGUCGGGUCUCUACCUAACCUACUACUUAAGUAGGUAAUAAUGUAAAACGUGCCAAAGAUUUUUAAGUACCUAACUAUAAUAUUGUUAUAAGUUUAUGUAUUCAUAUUAUAAUUAUUGUUGUCGUAUCUACUGCUUUAAAUAAAUAAAAUAUAAUUAUCACACAUAGGUACCUAUUGCUACCAACUUACCUACUAAGUGUUUGAAUGUUAUUGUGAGAAAUACAGAAUAUAUGUUU
Messenger RNA from Maniola jurtina (meadow brown), 2186 nucleotides. It is a transcript of the gene Rph, whose product is annotated as rabphilin-3A. NCBI's taxonomy places the organism in Eukaryota, Metazoa, Arthropoda, Insecta, Lepidoptera, Nymphalidae. Gene Ontology annotation, molecular function: small GTPase binding. Gene Ontology annotation, biological process: intracellular protein transport. The transcript has 9 exons. Bases 187 to 1866 code for a protein of 559 amino acids. The record is from RefSeq and is a predicted model, not a curated record. Gene Ontology annotation, cellular component: membrane.